Molecule: messenger RNA, 705 nt
Organism: Guyanagaster necrorhizus
Lineage: Eukaryota; Fungi; Basidiomycota; Agaricomycetes; Agaricales; Physalacriaceae
Exons: 2
Coding region: 1-705 (234 amino acids)
Biological process (GO): C-terminal protein methylation
Cellular component (GO): membrane
Molecular function (GO): protein C-terminal S-isoprenylcysteine carboxyl O-methyltransferase activity
Source: RefSeq, a predicted model, not a curated record
AUGUCUUUCAUUCGAGCUUCAUUUACCGUCAUCCAAGCCGUCGUGCACCAAGCUGCUCUGACUUGCCCAAACCCUACCCCCAAAAAAGGUCGCUACCACACGGAAGCGCAUUUCAUUCUCCAGGUAGCGCCUCUUAUAUUCUGGAUCCACUCGGUGGUGCUAUGGGCUUUGGCUGCGUUCGAGACACUUGCCUACCUCUGUUCCUUAGUUCCAGCGAGUCCGCCCUAUGUAUCAACGCUCGUCUGUCCCGCCUCUACGCUACAUUCACUCGAACACCCCCCGACCCCGCUUUUCCUCAUCGGCUUCACCUCCAUCCUCUGCGGAGCCCUCAUACGCAUUGACUGCUUCUACGCACUCGGCGAACUUUUCACGUUCGACCUGACAAUCCACCCCGAGCACAGGCUCAUCAUGUCACGCUCUUACGCGCACGUACGCCACCCAGCGUACGCGGGGUCAAUGCUGCUCGUGAUGGGGAUCAGCAUUGCGCAUUUCACGCGCGGGAGCUGGGCGGUGGAAUGUGCAUUUGGAACGGGGUGGGGAAGGGUGGUGAUGUAUCCGCUGUGGGGUUUAUGGUGGUUGUGGACAUUAUCUGUGGGUAUAAGCCGUGCCAAGGCGGAGGAUCGGCAGAUGAAUGUGCUGUUUGGGGAGCAGUGGGUGAAGUACGCGGAAGAGGUUCAGUGGUGGUUCUUUCCUUGUUUGCUUUAG